CUCAUCUUGAAUCCAGUAACCGGCAUCUCUAGAAGAAGAGGAGAGGACGCAGAGACAGGAAAGGACCACGUGAUGAUGGAUGAGGAGAUCAGAGUGACGCACAUACAAGCCAAGGAACGCUAAGAGUUGGCAGAAGCUGCUAGAAGCUGGGGGGAAGCAUGGGAAGGAUUCUCCCUCAGAGCUUCCAGAAGGAGCCAGCCCUGCCUGCCAACACCUUGAUUUUGGACUCACCCAGAAACGUGAGACAAUGAAUUUCUGUUGUUUUAAACCAUCUCGUCUGUAGUACUUUAUCACAGCGGCCCUAGGAAAACUCCCACACCACCCAAAUAAUUUCCAGAUGGAUGAGAGUUUCAACGUAAAGAAUAAGUCCAGGGAAGGAGAGGGGUACAGACAAAAAGUACGAUUCCAUGUUAAUCAGACCUGGGAGAGGACGAGGCAACAGACAUGAAAGAAAUGACCCACAGAUCCACUGCCUGGAAAAUAUAACAUUUGUAUCCCCAAAACACCGGAAGUGGAAGCCAAGUGUCCUUGACCCUGACAAACCAUCAAUACCCUUCCUAUACAAAGAGCUGUUCCAAAGCAAUGAGCAGGAGGAAAAAAACAAACAAACAAACAAACAAAAUGGACAAAGGACGUGAGCAACUUAACAGAAACAGAAAAAUAGUUGCUCACGACACAAAAUUUUUUUUGAAGCCCCGCCUGACAGCCGAAGGAAUGUCAAUGACAAGAUGCUCUUUUGUGCCCACUGAUGCCUGUGGGUUGAGAAAAAUAUUAACACUUGGUGCCAGCGAGGAAGCUGUGAGGCAAGCACCCUCGUAUUGCCCCACACCCAUACUCUCGCCUGGGUGAGGCUCUCGGGAAGUCGCUGGGGCAGAAUGGAUCGGAUCGGGGGCCGUUGAAGCGAGAACGCAGAGCGAAUCUGACCAGCGCGGUGUAGUAGGGGAAAUGAUACAGCACACGGAGGAACAAGGGAACUCUUGGUCUGUGCUUCUGUUGUUGGGGACACAGUGCACCCUGAGAUUUUGCCCUGAGAGCAGAGCCGUCCUAGAGCCGGUGGAGGGGCUCAAGGAGCCUUCUGACCUGAGGGGACAAGGACAGCCCCCCGGGGUGGGGCGAGCCCCUCAUCUGAGCUCCAGGACGCGCGCCCCGAGCCCGGGAGGCAUGCUGAGGCCAGGCCAGCGGCAGGAUGAGUGUGAACGAGGCAGGCAGCUCCGGCCGCGGGGGGCAGGCGGCCUACCACCUGCACAUCUACCCGCAGCUGGCCACCAGCGAGAGCCAGGCCUCGUGCCGCGUGACCGCCACCAAGGACAGCACCACGUCCGACGUCAUCCAGGAUGCCAUCGCCAGCCUCCAGCUGGAUGGCACCAAGUGCUACGUGCUGGUGGAGGUGAAGGAGACCGGUGGGGAGGAAUGGGUGCUGGAUGCCAACGACUCACCCGUGCACCGCGUGCUGCUGUGGCCGCGGCGGGCCCAGGACGAGCACCCGCAGGAGGACGGCUACUACUUCCUGCUGCAGGAGCGCAACGCGGACGGCACCAUCCAGUACGUGCACAUGCAGCUGGUGUCCCAGGCCACGGCCACGCGGCGCCUGGUGGAGCGCGGCCUCCUGCCCCGGCCGCAGGCGGACUUUGACGACCUGUGCAACCUCCCCGAGCUGACCGAGGAGAACCUCCUGAAGAACCUCAGGCACCGCUUCCUACAGCAGAAGAUCUACACGUACGCGGGGAGCAUCCUGGUGGCCGUCAAUCCCUUCAAGUUCCUCCCCAUCUACAACCCCAAGUACGUGAAGAUGUACGAGAACCAGCAGCUGGGCAAGCUGGAGCCGCACGUGUUCGCGCUGGCCGACGUGGCCUACUACGCCAUGCUCCGGAAGCACGUCAAUCAGUGCAUCGUGAUCUCGGGCGAGAGCGGCUCGGGCAAGACGCAGAGCACCAACUUCCUGAUCCACUGCCUCACCGCGCUCAGCCAGAAGGGCUACGCCAGCGGCGUCGAGAGGACCAUCCUGGGCGCCGGCCCCGUGCUGGAGGCUUUUGGGAAUGCCAAAACAGCCCACAACAACAAUUCCAGUCGAUUUGGGAAAUUCAUCCAAGUCAACUACCUGGAGAGUGGCAUCGUGAGAGGGGCUGUGGUGGAAAAAUACCUGCUGGAAAAGUCUCGCCUGGUCUCUCAAGAGAAGGACGAGAGGAACUACCACGUGUUUUAUUACUUGUUACUUGGGGUCAGCGAGGAAGAGCGUCAAGAAUUUCAGCUCAAGCAGCCUGAAGAUUAUUUCUACCUCAACCAGCAUAACUUGAAGAUCGAAGAUGGAGAAGACCUGAAGCAUGACUUUGAAAGACUCAAGCAGGCCAUGGAGAUGGUGGGCUUCCUCCCUGCCACCAAGAAGCAGAUUUUUUCCGUCCUCUCUGCCAUCCUGUACCUGGGCAAUGUCACGUACAAGAAGAGAGCCACGGGCCGAGACGAAGGUCUGGAGGUCGGGCCCCCUGAGGUGCUGGACACGCUGUCACAGCUCCUGAAGGUGAAGCGAGAAAUCCUGGUGGAGGUUCUGACCAAAAGAAAAACCGUGACGGCCAAUGACAAACUCAUCCUUCCCUACAGUCUCAGCGAGGCCAUCACUGCCCGCGACUCCAUGGCCAAGUCCCUGUACAGCGCCCUGUUCGACUGGAUCGUGCUGCGGAUCAACCACGCCCUCCUCAACAAGAAAGACAUGGAAGAAUGUGUCUCGUGCUUGUCCAUCGGGGUCCUCGACAUAUUCGGAUUUGAAGACUUCGAGAGGAACAGCUUUGAACAGUUCUGCAUCAACUAUGCCAACGAGCAGCUUCAGUAUUAUUUCAACCAGCACAUUUUCAAACUGGAACAGGAGGAAUACCAGAGCGAAGGGAUCUCAUGGCACAACAUUGACUAUACGGAUAACGUCGGCUGCAUCCAUCUGAUCAGCAAGAAACCCACUGGGCUCUUCUAUCUGCUGGACGAAGAGAGCAACUUUCCCCAUGCCACGAGCCAGACGCUGCUGGCCAAGUUCAAGCAGCAGCAUGAAGACAACAGGUACUUCCUUGGCACCCCCGUCAUGGAGCCGGCGUUCAUCAUUCAGCACUUUGCGGGGAAAGUGAAAUACCAGAUCAAGGACUUCCGGGAAAAGAACAUGGACUACAUGCGGCCGGACAUCGUGGCCCUCCUGCGGGGCAGCGACAGCUCCUACGUGCGGGAGCUCAUCGGCAUGGACCCCGUGGCCGUGUUCCGCUGGGCUGUGCUCCGGGCCGCCAUCCGGGCCAUGGCUGUGCUCCGGGAGGCCGGGCGCCUGCGGGCCGAGAGGGCGGAGAAGGCCGCAGCAGGUCUGGGCAGCCCCGGCACCCACAGUCACCUGGGAGAGCAGCAGAGAGGACCCAGCACCCCGUCGGAAAAACUGUACCGCGAUUUGCAUGACCAAAUCAUCAAGACCAUCAAAGGAUUGCCCUGGCAGGGUGAGGACCCCCGUAGGCUUCUCCAGUCCCUCAGUCGGCUCCAGAAACCCCGCACCUUCAUCCUGAAAAGUAAAGGUAUCAAACAAAAGCAGCUCAUUCCAAAGAACCUGCUGGACUCCAAGUCGCUGAAGCUCAUCAUCAGCAUGACGCUGCACGAUCGCACCACCAAGUCCCUGCUGCACCUACACAAGAAAAAGAAACCGCCGAGCAUCAGCGCCCAGUUCCAGACGUCCCUUAACAAGCUCCUGGAGACACUGGGGAAGGCGGAGCCCUUCUUUAUCCGCUGCAUCCGCUCUAAUGCCGAGAAGAAAGAGCUGUGUUUUGACGACGAGCUGGUGCUGCAGCAGCUACGCUACACGGGCAUGCUGGAGACGGUGCGGAUCCGGAGGUCAGGCUACAGUGCCAAGUACACGUUCCAGGAUUUCACGGAGCAGUUCCAGGUGCUGCUGCCCAAGAACGCCCAGCCCUGCAGGGAGGUCAUCUCUGCCCUGCUGGAAAAGAUGGCCAUAGACAAGAGGAGCUACCAGAUCGGGAAGACCAAGGUUUUCCUGAAGGAGACCGAGCGGCAAGCCCUGCAGGAGACGCUGCACCGGGAGGUCGUGCGGAAGAUCCUGCUCCUCCAGAGCUGGUUCCGGAUGGUGCUGGAACGCCGCCACUUCCUGCAGAUGAGGCAGGCGGCCGUCGCCAUCCAGGCCUGCUGGCGGUCCUACCGUGUCCGCCGGACGCUGGAGAGGACGCAGGCCGCUGUGUACCUCCAGGCUGCGUGGAGGGGCUACCGGCAACGGGUGGCCUACCGGCACCAGAGACAGAGUAUCGUCCGCCUGCAGAGCCUCUGCCGGGGUCACCUGCAGCGCAAGAGCUUCAGGCAGAUGGUCGCAGAGAAGCAGAAGGCUGAAGAGAAGGAGAGGGAGGCCCAGCAAGCCCUGAGGGAAGAAACCCUGGAGGGAGGGCCGGGCCAGGUGGCCGAGCAGGAGCAGGUGCCCAGGCAGGGCCCGGAACCAUCGGAGGACAGGGAGCCUUCGGCAGUGGAGCCCGAGGUGUGGCCAAGCGAUGAGCCCCUGGCAGAGAGCUCCCCACCGGAGGAGGUCCCCAGCCUGGAGAAACCUCCCGCACCCCAGAAGAACACGGCUGAAAGUCACGAGAAGGUGCCCAGCAGCCGAGAGAAGCGCGAGUCACGGCGGCAGAGAGGGCUGGAGCACGUGAAGCUCCAGAACAAACACAUCCAGUCCUGCAAGGAAGAGAUUGCUCUCAGAGAGCCUUCUGGAAGGGCCAUCCUCGAGCAAGAGAGCCUCACAGAAGACAGAAAGGAGAGCAGAGAAGACGAAACCCUUUCAGACUUGGGGACGGAGGCAGAGAACGCUUUUAAGCAGCAGCCGGAGGAGCCACCGCAGGCUGUGCCAGCCGGCCAGCUGCCCGGAGAAACCCCGAAGGUGCCCCAGGGUGGGGACCCAACGCCUGGCCACGUGGAACGGCCAACCAGCCUAGCCUUGGACAAUAGGGUCGGCGAGCCCACGCCCAGCACCACCCCCGAGACUCCCAAGGACAAGAGCAAGCUGGGUGGUGACCUGAGGGCACAGGACAGGCCCGAGAGCCCCGGAGGCUCCACCCAGAUCCAGCGGUACCGGGACCCGGACUCUGAGCGGCUGGCCAGCGCCGUGGAGCUCUGGCGGGGCAAGAAGCUCAUGGCUGCCAGUUCCAGCACCAUGCUGAGCCAGUCCCUGGACCUCAGCGAGCGGUACCGGGCUACGGAGGCCACUCUCACACCCACAGAGGAGAGGCGCAUUUCCUUAUCCACGAGCGACGUCUCCAAGCUCCUCCUGUCCCCGUCCCACACCAAGACUCAGCCUUCUACAGAAACGGUGGACGGGGAGGCCGGCACCAAGAAGCUGGCCGUCCAGAAGAAGAAGUCGGGCGACGCUUCUGCCGGCACAGAUUCCGGGCUGUCCCCAGGCUCCCAGGCAGACUCUAAAUCCACUUUUAAAAGACUUUUCUUGCACAAGAACAAGGAUAAAAAAGCCAGCCUGGAGGGUGUGGAGGAAACUGAGAACACAGUGCCAGGGCACACGGUGCCGGAAGCUGCUGCCACCAAGAAGAAUCUAGAAGCCUCCUCCAGCCACCAGCACCGCCACGCAGCCGGGGAGAAGCACGCCAAGGAGCCAGGAGGCAAAGGGAAGAAGAACCGAAACCUUAAGAUCGGCAGAAUCACGGUGUCAGAGAAGUGGCGGGAGUCGGUGUUCCGCCAGAUCACCAACGCCAACGAGCUCAAGUACCUGGAUGAGUUCCUGCUCAACAAGAUAAACGACCUGCGCUCCCAGAAGACCCCCAUUGAGAGUUUAUUCAUCGAAGCCACCGAGAAGUUCAGGAGCAACCUCAAAACCAUGUACUCUGUCCCCAAUGGCAAGAUCCACGUCGGCUACAAGGACCUGAUGGAGAACUACCAGAUUGUCGUGAACAACCUGGCGGCCGAGCGGGGGGAGAAGGACACCAACUUGGUCCUCAACCUUUUCCAGUCGCUGCUCGACGAGUUCACCCGCGGACACACCAAGAAUGACUUCGAGCCGCCCAAGCCGAGCAAAGCCCAGAAGAAGAAGCGGAAGCAGGACCGCGCUGUCCAGCAACACAAUGGGCACGUAUUCGCCAGCUACCAGGUGAGCAUCCCUCAGUCGUGUGAGCAGUGUCUCUCCUACAUCUGGCUCAUGGACAAGGCCUUGCUCUGCAGCGUGUGCAAGAUGACCUGCCACAAGAAGUGUGUGCCCAAGAUUCAGACCUACUGCCCCUACGCAUGCAGGAGAAAGAGCGAGCCAGGCGCCGAGCCGGGCCACUUCGGCGUGUGCGUGGACAGCCUGACCAGUGACAAGGCCUCAGUGCCUGUUGUGCUGGAGAAGCUUCUGGAACAUGUGGAGAUGCACGGCCUGUACACCGAGGGCCUCUACCGCAAGUCGGGCGCUGCCAACCGCACGCGGGAGCUCCGACAGGCACUGCAGACAGACCCCGCGGCCGUCAAGCUGGAGAACUUCCCCAUCCAUGCCAUCACCGGAGUGCUCAAGCAGUGGCUUCGGGAGCUGCCUGAGCCCCUCAUGACUUUUGCCCAGUACGGCGACUUCCUCCGAGCCGUAGAGCUGCCGGGAAAGCAGGAGCAGCUGGCCGCCAUCUACACCGUCCUGGAGCACCUGCCGGAGGCCAACCACAACUCAUUGGAGCGGCUCAUCUUCCACCUCGUCAAGGUGGCCCUGCUCGAGGACGUGAACCGCAUGUCGCCCAGUGCUCUCGCUAUCAUCUUCGCACCCUGCCUCCUGCGCUGCCCUGACAACUCAGACCCACUGACCAGCAUGAAGGAUGUCCUCAAGGUCACCACGUGCGUGGAGAUGCUGAUCAAGGAACAGAUGAGGAAGUACAAGGUGAAGAUGGAGGAGAUCAGCCAGCUGGAAGCCGCGGAGAGCAUCGCCUUCCGCAGACUCUCCCUCCUGCAACAGAACACUCCGUGGCCUCUCAAACUGGGGUUUUCGUCUCCCUAUGAGGGGGUCCUGAACAAGAGCCCCAAGACCCGGGGAAGCAGUGUGGGCGGCCUGGAGGACCUCGGGGUGCUGCCAGAAGAGGAAGUGCCCAGCGGUGACGAGGACCACGAGAAGGAGAUCCUCAUUGAGCGGAUCCAGUCCAUCAAGGAGGAGAAGGAGGACAUCACCUACCGGCUGCCUGAGCUGGACCCUCGGGGCUCCGACGAGGAAAACCUGGACUCGGAAACGUCGGCCAGCACCGAGAGCCUGUUGGAAGAGCGGGCCGGGCGGGGGGCCUCAGAAGGGCCCCCCGCGCCUGCUCUCCCCAGCCCCGGCGCGCCCGCCCUGAGCCCCCUCCCCGUGGCAGCCGCCCCUCCACGACGAAGGCCGUCGUCCUUCGUGACGGUCAGAGUGAAGACCCCCCGGCGGACCCCCAUCAUGCCCACAGCCAACAUCAAGCUCCCACCCGGCCUACCCUCCCACCUCCCUGGCCGGGCACCGGGUGCCCAGGAGGGUGCUGCCCUAGUGAGGCGCCGAGAGCCGCCCGCCCGCCGCCCGGACCAGGUGCACUCUGUGUAUAUCACACCCGGCACGCACCUGCCCGCGCGGGGCACUCGGGAGCCCCCAGACGAGGACGCCCAGCCUCCCGGGGCCAAGCGGAGGUACUCGGACCCCCCGACCUACUGCCUGCCCCCCACCCCGGGCCAGGCCAACGGCUGAGGGCCCACACAGUGCCAGAGGCCGCGUGUCUGAGGACGACCCAGUGCCGGAGCUGGGUGUGAGCUGCAGAGCCAGCAUCUGGCCGAGAAGGAUUCCGAAUGAAAAGCUCCAAAAGCAAUGUGAGGUGGGCCUCUGCUCCGAGUGCAGAGUCCAGGCGGGGAGAGGCCAGCCGAGGCCCCGUCGCCCUGGCUGGGCCCCCACAUCACACAGACACGCCCACCCAGAGCACCAAAUCACGGUGGGCAGCCUGGCAUCUCCCACCUCCCUUUUUGUUUUUAUGGUAACUGUUUCUUCGUGCGUGGUUUACAUAACUUCAAACUGUAACAGCCUUAACAAGAGACCAAAUUGUUUUUUAUACGUGUAUGUACAAACUUUUAUAUUAACGCCCUGCAUCGCCCUUGUAACCUGGACAUGAGUCUUUGGAGCAAAGCCCGCAACAGCCGCCACACGGAGGAGGCCCAGACUCGCACUGAGGACGGCUCGGGGCCCGUGGUCUGAGGGCCAGGACCGUGCACAGGGGAUUUGGACCCUUGGGGCGCCUGACUGCCCCAAGUCCGUCUCAGACUCCUCCUGUGGCCCAGCUGGCAACCGGCCACCUGGCGGGCAUGCACUUGAGGGAGCGUUGGAGCCUCUCUGGGGAUCAAGGCUGGUGGUUGGAGUCAGGACACAGGGUGGUAGGCAGCCUCCGCCCGCAGCACCACAGACCUCACAUCCCAGGGAGACUUGAAUGUGGCCGUCACUCUUCUGUCCGCCACGCCCUGGACUCAGGAGGCUGGAGGAGGCCAUCCUUGGCACGCCGCCUGUUCUGUGUGGCGAACAGGAGCCGCGACUCAGGACCACUCACCGGCAGGGAGGGCAAGGCCUGGGGUUGUACAUUCCUACUGGUCAACAGUGACGGUCUGGGGAAUCUCCGGAGUGGGGCUUCCUCUCUCAGGCCUGGGUCGCUCCCCAGACACACGGCCACAGGUCUGGUACGAGAGGUGCCCCAGGUGCCCCACGAGCCGUGUGAAAUAAAAAGUGCCUGAAAAGUG
Molecule: messenger RNA, 8703 nt
Organism: Lynx canadensis (Canada lynx)
Lineage: Eukaryota; Metazoa; Chordata; Mammalia; Carnivora; Felidae
Gene: MYO9B
Product: myosin IXB
Exons: 41
Coding region: 1187-7672 (2161 amino acids)
Biological process (GO): intracellular signal transduction
Cellular component (GO): myosin complex
Molecular function (GO): GTPase activator activity; microfilament motor activity; protein binding
Source: RefSeq, a predicted model, not a curated record